Messenger RNA from Astyanax mexicanus (Mexican tetra), 2272 nucleotides. Its product is annotated as 4F2 cell-surface antigen heavy chain. The record is from RefSeq and is a predicted model, not a curated record. Lineage: Eukaryota; Metazoa; Chordata; Actinopteri; Characiformes; Acestrorhamphidae. The transcript has 9 exons. Bases 143 to 1636 code for a protein of 497 amino acids. Gene Ontology annotation, biological process: carbohydrate metabolic process; amino acid transport.
GCAGCUUUACAGAGAAACUUCAACACCACAGCCUGACUGACCACCACUCAGCCGCUCAGAUUACAGUGUGCUCAGUACACACAGAACUGCUGCCCCGAGUACACCUCUUACAGGAGUCGGACUGUAGCCUCUUUCUCACACCAUGAGCAAAGAGAUGGAAAUGAAGGAGGUCGAGCUGAACGAGCUGGACCAGGAGAAGCAGCCGAUGACCGGAGAGACCCCGGCGGGCACGGAGAAGAACGGCUGUGUGAAGGUGAAAGUCCCGGAGGACACCGAAGUCAAAUUCACCGGCCUGUCCAAAGAAGAGCUGCUGAGAGUGGCCGGGACUACAGGAUGGGUGCGGACUCGCUUGAUCUUACUGGUUCUGUUCUGGCUUGGCUGGGUUGGAAUGCUGGCUGGGGCAGUGGUGAUCAUUGUUCAAGCUCCACGUUGUAAGCCCAUCCCUGAAAUGCACUGGUGGAAUGAGGGUCCCCUUUACCAGAUAGCUGAUGUGAAUGCCUUCGCUGAAAACAAAGGCUUGAAAGGAGUGGAGGAAAAGCUAGACAACCUGAACCAGCUGAAGGUGAAAGGGUUAAUUAUUGGCCCUAUACACAGAGUGCAGGCUGACCAUCCAAAAACUCUUAAUUUUACGACUAUUGAACCUGUGGUGGGCAGUGAGAACGACCUGAACAGCCUGCUUGAAAAAGCUCACAAGAAGGGUAUCUCCAUAGUGCUGGAUUUGACACCCAACUACAAGGGCGCUGAGGCUUGGUUCAACAAUAUUCAGGCUGUUGCUUCACAAUUUAAGGAUGCAUGCGCCUACUGGCUCCACAAAGGAGUGGAUGGCGUCCUUGUGUCUGAUCUGGAAAAACUAGUGGCGUCUCAGGCCUGGCCAAUUUUCCAGCCUUUGUUUCAAACCAAUGCCACAGAAGGGACUAAGAAAACGGCUAUGAUGGGCAACUUCACCUGGAAGUCUGCAGAUAAUGCGUCUCAGCUUCUAAAUGCUUCUGGAGUCGACCUGUUGCUGACUAGUUUGCCAGACCUAACCAAGCGUGGUUUGGAACUGGAUCAAUACAUCAAUAAGCUCUAUUCUAGCCACCCUCAGAACAGUCUUGGCUGGAGCCUGAGUGGCCGCAUCACCUCCGGAUUUCCAGAUUUGCCCAUACGCCUUUACCAUAUGCUGCUCUUUACCCUGCCUGGAACGCCAGUGUUUAACAAUGGAGAUGAGGUUGCACUAAAGCUUGGGGAACCUCUUAAUGCAAUCUGGGACCUGGAAAGUCCACCUGAGGAGAAAAAUGAAACAGCAAAGAUUGUAAGAGAAAAACGCAGUGAGGUGCGAAGCUUCUUCAAGUCUCUCAGUGACCUGAAAGGUAAAGAGCGAGCUCUUCUGCACGGAGAGUUCAUCUCUCUCCACAGUUCUGCCUCCUCGUUCGCCUUCCUGCGCCUGUGGGAUCAGAGCGAGCGAUUCAUCACCGUCUUAAACUGGGCAGAAACUCCCGUCACCGUAACGCUGACACACAGCGACCUGCCGGCUGAGGCUCGCGUCCGCAUCAGUAUGGAUGUGGAGAAGCUAGCUGUAGACAGCAUGAUGUCACUAGAAAAGCUGGAGUUAGGGCCUAAACAGGCUGUGUUACUGUCUUAUCCUUAUGCAGGAUAAUGAUAAAAUAAAUAAUAAAAUACUCACACAAGCAGAGAUUCUCUGAACACUGUUUUAGCACCGUCUGUAAUGUUAAAGAUAAUUAUGACAGUUAUGUUCUGUCUGACCACAUCAUUCUCUGCUCCAUUUCAGCUUAGAAAUAUAGAAGUAUGCGUGCUCUUUCACAGAAUAGGUAAAUCUCCAACAAAUGUAUUUAAGAUUAGAGGUGGGCAAUAUGAAGAUGAGACAAUAUUUUCUCAUUAUAUCAACAAUAUUCUUUUUUUAGGCUUAUCAAGGCUAUCAUAGAAGCUUAAAGAACACUGACCAAUCUGUACACUUCCUUACAGAGUGUAAAAAAUUGUGUUUAAUAGAUGAUGUGCAGCAAAAACAGAAUAAAAAUCACAGUGCUGUGUAUAAAAGAAAAUUAAAAUAGUAGUUUUAAGAAUCUACUACUGCUAAUGCAUUUUAUCUGUGUUGAAACAUACAAGAAUAUUUUUACCAUAUUGCCCAGCUCUACUUCAGAUUACAUUAACAAAGAUUUUAGGAGCACUAUAUAAAACACUUAAACUGUGUUGUCAAAAUCAGAGGGUCACUGAACAUUCCAGCAAUGUGUGUAAACUGGAUAUGGAAUAUGAAAUAAUAAACAGUUCCACUGCA